Messenger RNA from Papaver somniferum (opium poppy), 2418 nucleotides. RefSeq lists its product as uncharacterized. The coding region runs from base 1 to 2418 and encodes 805 amino acids. The transcript is spliced from 7 exons. The record is from RefSeq and is a predicted model, not a curated record. Lineage: Eukaryota; Viridiplantae; Streptophyta; Magnoliopsida; Ranunculales; Papaveraceae.
AUGGAUCUACUGGUCUCUUUGCGUUUCAGAAUGGAUAAAUCCUGGAUGAGUACUGAUAGAACGAAGAAACGUUAUAGAGAAGGAGUUGCGGCGUUUCUGCGGUAUGCUGUCAACCAUCUCAAGGAGGAGGGUGAGACAUAUGAUGAAUUUCUUAUGUUGUGUCCGUGUACAAAUUGUUUAAAUCUCUGUGCAUGCUCCGUUGGCGACGUAGAAGAUCAUUUAUUCGUAAAUGGAAUCGAUCAAACGUAUACUAUUUGGAAUAAGCAUGGGGAAAAGGAUGAGGCAAUAACUAGUAGUAAGCCAGUUAACGUCAACAAUGGUAUGCACGCUGAAUUUGAAAUGGGAACUCCCACUGAUGCUCCAGACGAAGAUUUUGGAAUGGGAACUCCCACUGAUGCUCCAGACACUAUAGAUAUGAUGCAGGCUGCAGAAGAGUUCGCAGAUGACCCUAUAAAGUUUAAAAAGUUACUUGAAAAUGCUGAAAAGCCCUUAUACGAAGGAUGUCCCAACUUCACAAAGUUGUCUGCAAUUGUGCAGUUGUUUAAGUUGAAGAGUAAGCACGGUGCAUCAGACAUGUUUUUUAAUGAAUUGUUACCCUUGUUAAAGGACAUGCUUCCCAAAGAAGGUAAUUUAAUGGCGAGGAGUACAUAUCAGGCAAAAAAAAUAUUGAAAUCAAUGGGUUCAGGGGAUGGUAAAGUUUACGAGAAUGUUCCAGCAAAGGUAUUGUGGUACUUCGACAUCAUCCCAAGAUUUCAGCGGCUGUUUCAAUCGAAGCACACAGCAAAAGAUUUGAUAUGGCACGAUACCACUAGAAACAAAGACGGUGUUUUACGUCAUCCGGCAGACUCACAUGCUUGGAGAGAGAUAGAUAACAAUUUCCCAGAAAUUAAAGGUGAUCCAAGAAAUCUGCGGUUAGCUGUUUCGGCUGAUGGAGUUGAUGUAAACACAGGCACCAAACAUCACAGUGGAAAGAGAACAUGGGAUGCAUAUGCCCAAGAAAUGUUUACUCUACGUGCAGUUGUUUUGUGGACGAUAAACGAUUAUCCUGCUCUUGGUACACUAUGUGGUUGUCGCUACGCUGGAUAUCAUGGUUGUGUGGUGUGUCGUAAAAAAACGCACAGUAUUAGGCUUCAUGACUCAAACAAGAAUGUUUAUGUUGGUUAUAGAAGAUUUUUACCCUAUGAGCAUCCGUUCAGAAGGCAGAAGGGGGCAUUUGGCGGAAAACAAGAGUGGGAGACUGCUCCAGAACCAAUGACCGGGGAAGAAAUAUAUGAGGAGAAUGUGGGACAAAGUCUUGUUGGAACGUUGCUGCACAACGGGAAUACAAAAGAUGGAUUAAACGCCAGAAAGGAUUUGGUGCGUUUGGGGUUAAAAUCGGAGUUACACCCUAAGACAGAUGACAAAGGAACGAUACUUCCCGCAGCAUGUUAUACAUUAACUACGGAAGAAAAAGACAUAUUCUUGGAGACACUAUCCGAGUUAAGAGUUCCAGAAGGAUCAAUAUCUGCCAAAGAAAUCAUGGUGGAAGAGCUAGAUAAAUUGCAAGAGGAUCUCUGUGUGACGUUAUGCUUACUAGAGAAGGAAGUGAAGUUAUGCGGUCCGGUUUGCUUUCGAUGGAUGUAUCCUUUCGAAAGGUGUAUGAAGGUUAUAAAGGGGCAUGUGCGAAACAAGAAUCAACCUUGUGGAUGCAUUGCCGAAGAGAAUGUUGCAGAAGAGACGAUUGAGAUAUAUUGUGAGUACCAUAAAAGCAUCAGGACAAUUGGUAUUCCACUAGAUAGGCAUAAUACAUCUCAGGAGGGAGAACCGUUAUCAGCUGAAGAGCCGUGUAUAGUUACCCCUGAACAGUUGAGACAAGCACAUUUCUAUGUAAUGCAGAACACGCCUGAAAUUGAGCCUUACAUAGAAUCCCGUGAUGGUAGAAUUCACCAGAAUAGUGGGGUUAGCGUUGCAGCAAAUGACAUGCACAUAUCUAGAGAUGAUGAUGUUACAUAUGGUAAAGCCUCUUAUUAUGGUGUCUUGCAAGAGAUAUGGGAGUUAGAUUACUGUGAAAGAAAAGUUCAUCUGUUCAAGUGCAAUUGGGUUGAUAAUAAACGUGGGGUCAAAAGAGAUGCUCUUGGCUACAAGAUUGUUGACCUUACUAUGUUGGGAUACAAAAAUGAUCCUUUUAUUUUAGCCUCACAAGCUAAGCAGGUAUUUUAUGUCAAAGACCAGUUAGAUAAGAAAAAGUCUAUUGUUUUUGUGACACCUCCCAAAAAUUAUAGAGAUGACGAUGGCAACGAUGAGGAAUUCAGUACAGUAAUCUUUUCUGCGAAUGAUAAUAUCUUGCCGUCUGUAGAUCCACAAGACUUGGGUAAAGAAUCCCGAAAUGAUUACUUCCGAACUGACUGCCGAGGUUUACUUAUACGCAAGCCAAAAUGA